This is a messenger RNA of Triticum dicoccoides, 4614 nucleotides long. RefSeq names its product pentatricopeptide repeat-containing protein At2g22410, mitochondrial-like. Gene Ontology annotation, biological process: RNA modification. The record is from RefSeq and is a predicted model, not a curated record. NCBI's taxonomy places the organism in Eukaryota, Viridiplantae, Streptophyta, Magnoliopsida, Poales, Poaceae. Gene Ontology annotation, molecular function: protein binding; RNA binding. Bases 1 to 1989 code for a protein of 662 amino acids. The transcript has 9 exons.
AUGCCCCACCACGCUCCGCCCGCGCGGCCUCCUCCGCCUUCCCCGGGCACAGGGGCGGCGCCGCCGCCCCGGCCGGCGUGGAACACGAACCGCAACCUGGUGGUGACCCACCCGCUGCUCGCCCUUCUCGAGUCCUGCGCCUCCUUCCCGCGCUUCCUCCAGCUGCACGCGCUGCUCACCGUCUCCGGCCUCGCCGCGGGCCGCUUCCCGGCGUCCCGCCUCCUCGCCUUCUGCGCCCUCUCCACGCCGCCCCGCGUCGGCCACGCCGCCGCCAUCCUCGCCCGCGCCCCCGCCCCCGGCCCUAACGCCUACAUGCUCGCCACCAUGAUGCGCGCCUUCCUCCGCGCCCGCCUCCCGCGCCGCGCCCUCGCGCUCUUCCGCCGCGUGGUCCGCCAAGCCCUCCCCGCCGACGCGCGCACGCUCGUCUUCGCGCUCAAGGCCGCCGCGGCCGCCGAGCACGGGCCGUCGUCCGCGGGCGGGGAGGGCGUCCACUGCGUCGCCCUCAAGUGGGGGUUCGUCGGACGGAGCGUGCUCGUCGGGAACGCGCUGGUGCACCUCUACGCGGACCACGGGUCGUUGGCGCGUGCGCGGAGGGUGUUCGACGAAAUGUCCGAGAGGGACGUCGUCUCCUGGACGACCAUGGUGGACGGGUACGCGCGGAGAGGGAUGGCUGACGAUGCCUGGCACGUGUUUUGCAGGAUGGUGGUGGCCGGGGGCCAGCAGCCGAAUGAGGUGACGCUGGUUGCGGCGCUGUCGGCGAUUGGGCAGAUGGGACUGCUAGCGCUGGGAAGGAGGGUGCAUAGUUAUGUUGCAGAGGGUGGUGUGGGUGGAAGUGUUAGCUUGGCGAAUGCGCUGAUCGACAUGUUUGGGAAAUUCGGGUGCGUGCCCUCUGCCAGGGAGGUUUUCAACGGCAUGGCGGCCAAGGAUGUGUACUCCUGGACGACCAUGGUUAACGUUUAUGCAAAGUGUGGUCACCUGGAGAGUGCAGCUCAGCUGUUUGAGGAUAUGCCUAGGAGGAACGCAGUUUCUUGGAGUUGCAUCAUCGCUGCUUACUCGCAGGCAAAUCAGCCUGAGGAAGCAGUGAGGUUGUUUAAAAAGAUGAUUGAAGAAAAUGUUGAGCCGAUUAACGCUACCCUUGUGAGUGUGCUUCCGGCGUGUGCUCAGUUGGGUUGCCUGGAUCUUGGUAGGUGGAUAUAUGAUAACUACAUUGUCAGUGGCAAGGCUGUACUUACCGUAAAUUUAUGCAAUGCAUUCAUUGAUAUGUAUGCAAAAUGUGGAGAUUUGGAUGCAGCAUCAAGGUUAUUUGCUGAGAUGGGAGAGAGAAAUGUAGUGAGUUGGAAUUCGAUGGUCAUGGCCCAUGCUGUGCACGGUCAGUCUGAAGAAGUCCUUCAUCUCUUUGAGCAGUUGAAAGGAACAGGUAUUCUGCCUGAUGAGAUCACAUUCCUUGGGCUACUUUCUGCAUGCAGUCAUAGUGGGUUGGUUUCAGAAGGGCGUCGGUAUUUUAAAGAAAUGAAAAUGGGCUAUCAGAUUGAACCCAAAGCAGAACACUAUGCAUGCAUGAUCGAUCUUUUGGGGAAAAGUGGACUUCUUGAAGAGGCACUUGAAGUUGCAAAUGGUAUGCCAAUGGAAGCUGGUGAGGCCGGUUGGGGUGCUCUUUUGAAUGCAUGCAGAGUGCAGGGCAAUGUAGAGAUUGGUGAAUGUGCUGCAGAUAAGCUAGUAAAACUCGAUCCAUUGGACAGUGGAAUCUAUGUACUUAUGUGCCAAAUAUAUGCAAAUAAAAGUAAAUGGGAUCAGGUGAAGAUGCUGAGGAUGUUGAUGAGAGAUAGAGGGGUAAAGAAGAAUCCUGGAUAUAGUUCUAUUGAAGUGGAUGGAAAAUUUCAUGAGUUUUUGGUGGCAGAUGUUUCACAUGUUCAGUCAGAAGAUAUUUAUGCAGCAUUGAAUAACAUUUAUUUCCAUUUAAAAUUGGAAGGUUAUGUUCCUCUAACUUGACAUGAGUGUGGUGGCAAUGCUUUCGUCCUUGUUCAUGCACCUCAUAAUAGCCAUGGCUGUAGAUAGAAAACAAAAACUUGGCAACAGACAGCAUUUCAUAUAUUUAAAGCUCAGCUUCGUGCAAUUGUGCUGUACAUAGUUUUGACCUGCUGUGAUACAUUCAGUCCAUUCGAUGGCUCAAGAAAGAGAUGAAUUGCCUAUGUCUUAAAAAGAAAUUCAUGGACAGGAAAAGGGCCAUUCUGAUCUGUUAUGCAGUAGUCUAGGUUUGAUCAGAUUUUGUCAUGUGGAGAAACUAUUAUACUGUUAAGGAACUUGAUUGACCCACGACUAAUUCUGACCAAACUAUAACCAGCUGUAGAGCUUUUACAUGGUGAAACAUAUUACUUCCAUUCCAGUAUCCAAAAUGCGCUUUGGAAAGACUUUCUCAAUGUUAUUAAGGAAUGUCGGGAAUGUGGUUGCUGAAUGGGGACAUUGAUAGGGGUCAUCGUGGUGUGAUAUGGUAUAAGCGCAAGCUUGAGCCUCUGGUCACUCGCACUCCUAAGGAAAACUGGAUGAUACACCCAGGAUGGCUUCAGCGGUUGAAAUGGACUGGCCUUUUACCUUUCGCACGUCUGGUUGAGUCUAUCCCGGGUGAGAAACACAUCUCCAUCGACGGGUCCUUGCUGAGCUGCUUAGUGGACCGUUGGAGGUCAGAGACCCACAUGUUUCACUUCCAAUGGGGAGAGAUGGCUCCUACUCUGGAGGAUGUGUCACUUUUGCUCGGACUACCGUUGGCAGGUCAUGUUAUAGGACCGUUGGACGCACCGGCUAGUUGGGAGCGAGCCCUUACACAACAUUUUCAUGGUGUUUUUCCGGAUGCUCCGGAUCCGGUAUGGGAGCAUCACGAACCUAAGUAUGAGUAGUUGCUCAAUUUCCGGAUCCAAAACUUCCGGGCGCCGUUGACUGCGGAACAGAUUACUCGGAGCCUGGAGGCCUACUUGAUGUGGCUUUUCGGCAAGGUGAUGUUCACAGAGAACCAUGUCACCACUAUUAGCGCGCUCUACAUCCCUAUGGCACUUGAGAUAGCGAGCGCUCAAACGGCGGAUCAGAUCAGACAGAGAAGUUGGGGUUUGGCGGUCUUAGCAGCUACAUACCGAGGUAUGUGCAACGGUUGCCAGCUUACAUCGAGAAAGCCAGCCCUUUUUGGAUGCCCUCUAUUCCUACAACUAUGUUCGUGGGAGAGGUUCUCUAUAGGGCGACCAAAUGUACGUGUUCGUGAGCCUAUAGACGCCAUGUUUGAUGCUGACGGCAUCGACACGCCUACUUUCGGUCUGUGUUGGACACGUCGCGAGAGACGCUUUGCUAGUGAUCAGACCAGGAAGGCAUACAUAACAUUGAACGAGCAGUUUGAUGCGUACACCGGGGUCUUCUGGUAGCCCUACACGGAAGCAGCCAUACAAGCGAGAUACCCUGGUGGUCUGUCUAUGCUAUGCACAAGGGACCGAGAUUACUGGAUGACAAAAUCAAAGAUCAUCUUCGAUGUCUUCGUCGAGGAGAUGGCACAACAGAGGGUUAUGAGGCAAUUUGGUCUUCUACAGUUGGAGCUGCCUCUCCCUAUAGAGAACCCGGUGCCAGCACACAUCCACAGGACGACAAGGAAGGGCAUGACCAGGACAACUGUUGACUGGCUAGUUAGACUAGAGCCGUAUGUUAUAGAAUGGGAGACAACAAACACACAUCUAUGGCACGACAAUCACAAUUUUGAGCUCAAUGAAUUCAAUCUCUAUUUGCGGUGCUACAUGACCGGAACACGGUUACACAUCGUUGAGCACUCCCACCCAGAGGAGAUACCGGAUCCUACUCCGUCGGAUAUGUACCCGAGCUAUGACACUUCGGGCUCUAGGCAGUACGUGGCUACUUUGACACACGAACUCUACGAGGACGUGACCACCUUUGGACGAUCACUGUCGUCUGGACCUCUUCUUCAACACCGUCCAGUGCUACAACCCUUCUUGGAACGAAUUCAGAACAAGAUACGGACUGUGUACGAGGCUAUCACGUGCACCCGGAGAACCGACGUUGUUCAGCACCAGCAGCAGCAACCGCGUCACUCCAUGCACCGACAUCAACCGCGUCCACGUCUAGCACAUCAGCCGACAACCAGGCCACCCCGUCCUGACCAACCUGGCAGUUCAACGUGGCAGCAACCCCAACACUAUGGCCCCACGUCGAGCUUCGUGUUUUCUCCACAGCCACAGCAGCACGGUCCUUCGUCGAGCUUCGUGUUUGAGCCAGAGCAGCCGUCACAACCAGCAGGAGCCUACGGAUAUCAUGCGUCUAUGUCAGCAUCACAUGAUACGUGGGGGAGUGAUCAACAUCCCGAGGAGAACAUACAUGCUCAGAUGUCGCAAAACACCCAGUGGAUGAACAUGUAUUCGACUUCUCCACCAGGCCCCACACAGGAUACACAGCAUGACCAGGGAGAGUCUGAAAUUCCUCCUCGUAACAUUAGGCCACCUAACAGGUUGGGAUGGUCGCCGCUUUCAGAUCCGCCUCCCCGCCAGGCCAGACGUCGUCACUGACGCUUCCAUCUAUCAGUAGAGACAUGACCAUCUACUUAUGUAUGAGACUUAUGUCUAUUCUAUG